Molecule: messenger RNA, 3555 nt
Organism: Lepisosteus oculatus (spotted gar)
Lineage: Eukaryota; Metazoa; Chordata; Actinopteri; Semionotiformes; Lepisosteidae
Product: transforming growth factor beta activator LRRC32-like
Biological process (GO): immune response; toll-like receptor signaling pathway; long-term memory
Cellular component (GO): plasma membrane
Molecular function (GO): protein binding; transmembrane signaling receptor activity
Source: RefSeq, a predicted model, not a curated record
UAAAAUUAUUUCCUCUAUUAAAAGGGCUGUUUUAUUUUUUAAUGAAAUUGGAUUUUUAGGCUCAAUUUACACUUGUGUUUUGAAAAAAAACUCCAUCUGGAUCUAAGGUAGCUGCUGUCAAAUAAUUUAGGAAGAGUCAACACUGCACAUCAUUUCCUCAUCGUUGCUCCCACGCUUGGAAAGUUUUUUUUUCUGACAAUAACUGUGCUAUAAAUGGAUUACCAUGCCUCAGAGAUGCAGAAUCCAGAGUCAUGUAGCGGUGUUAGAGAACACUACAAAGAGAAUGACUUUAGCAACUCUGAUCUGCUUUCUUACACUCCAGUUCUUCUACCAGUUAUACACAUUGGGAACAAACACUGAGAUACCUGAAACACAAAACCGCUGUCAAAAGAAUAGAUUGACAGAGGUCUUCUGUUCCUACUCCAGUUUUUCUUCUGUCCCUCUUGACUUGGAUCCUACGGUAAAGAAGCUUGAUCUGUCAUAUAAUGCUAUCACAAACAUAAGCUGGGAAGCAACUAACAGUCUAAGGUCACUCCAGGAGCUUGAUAUAAGUUUUAACCAUUUACAUUUAAUAACAGGGACAGCUUUUGAAAAUCUGGCCCAGCUUCGUGUUCUCAGCCUUGCAGGUAAUUACCUGAAUGAUAACGUACAGACUACAGCAAAAGCUUUCCAAGCUCUCAGGACUUUGAAGGUGUUGGACGUUUCAUUCAACAGUCUGGAUAGUAAUACUGUAGGGCUUUACCUGCAGAAUCUGUCUUCUUUGGAGCAGCUCUUGCUGGUUGGAAACAGUAUGACAAAACUUACACACACUGUGUUCAAAGGAACCCCCCACCUGAAGAACAUUAAUCUUGAAAAUAACAAUAUUUUGGAAAUAGAACAAGGAACCUUUGAGUCUUUGACAAGACUCACAAAGCUGAACAUGGCCAUGAAUAAUUUAGCCUGUAUCUGUGAUUUUGCACUUAAACAACUGAAAGUACUAAAUCUAAGCAGAAACUCAAUUGAAUUCUUUAUUACAAACGAGAAUGAGGAUGUAUAUCAACUUGAAAUUUUGGACCUGAGCUUCAACUCCCUUCUCUAUUUUCCUGUUCUUCCCAAACUGAACAGUUUAAAAUUCCUGGACUUGCAACACAAUAGACUGAGUUUUUUAAAAUCAGAAACAGUCUCUAGAGAAGCAAGUAGUUUGUAUAAAGAAAUUACAAAAUCAAUUAUACCUGAAAAUGAACAAGCCUACAGCAUAUACUUGCAAUCUAAUCUCUCUCUAUUAAUUCACUUGGACAUGAGCCAUAAUCAAUUCACAUCUUUUCCGUUUCACAUUUUGAACAAUACAGCAUCUUUGGAACAUUUGAGUUUAAGCAACAACUGCCUUUUCAAUUUCACUGUUAACAUUCCAAAAGUGUCUGAUCAACCGGGACUGGGACAGAAAUCAAUUCAUCAGCAUGUGAACUUUCCAUCUCUGCACUCACUGGAUCUUCAACACAACCAAAUUCAGCAUCUGCCUGUUGCUUUUUUUGAGGUUCUGCCUCAGCUUGAGCACUUAUAUCUUGGAAAAAACAACGUGAACCCCUGUGGCAUUGAAAACAAAUCUGGGAAAAAAGUGCCUAGACAUCAAGAUCUGACCAAUGUUAAUAACUGCUCACCUUUUUCCAGCAUAAAAACUCUAAAAUACCUUGACCUACAUGAAAAUGACAUAAACAUGCUCUUCCCCUAUGCUUUUCAACACACACCUUUGGUCUCACUUGAUCUAAGUGGUAAUGAGGACCUGAACAUAGCAGAGAAAGCUUUGAGUGGACUGGAGCAAACACUGCAGAGUUUGAAUAUUAGUGGAAAUCACAUGGCAACAGCAGCUGUAUCCCUACCAUGUCUGGGGACAUUAAAAAAGCUGGAUUUGUCUAAUAACCUUUUGGAAGAUCUGCCUGAAAAUAUUGGGUGUGCACCCCUUAAAGAAUUAGAUUUGAGAAACAACAGCUUGACAACUUUAGAUGCAUCAGCUGUGACAAACUUGUCUGCAAGUCUUCAGAUCAUACAGGUCAGUGGAAACGUCUUUAACUGCUGUAUUUCUGGUUGGCUCAAGAUCCUGACCAAAACGAAAGUUAUGAUUCCUGAUCUUAGAGACUCAGUUUGUUCCUACAAGCUCAAUGAGGACUUUUCCAUUCCCUUACUGGGUGAUCAUUCACAAGAAUGCCCAUAUGAAGCUCCUACAGAAACAGGAAAAACAAAACUACUGAUUUUAAUCUUUUUUGUGAUUUUAUUUCUGACACUAGCUAUAUUGGUUAUGGCAAAAAGAAACUGCCACAGACUAGGUUCCUCUAUAGAUAUUAAAAGUAAUAAAGUGGCGUCUUUUAAAUUUACUAAAGACGAUCAGUGUCCAGCUAGAGUGGCUAAAAUCAAUAUAUUUGAAACUGCACAAUAAAAAUGUAAAUUGUACUGUUUUAUGAUUUUCCAAAUUUCCAAUACAGUGGAUUUUAACAUAAUAACUGUGGCUUUUAAAUAAGAUUAUUAUUUAAUUACUGUGAAUGUAACUCUUCCAGGCUACAUGCAAUUUGAUUUUAAGUUAACGAUCUGAAAAUACUUAGCUGUAAAGGAAAUUAUUUAUUAAAUUAUUUAAUCAAAUCAAAUAAACUAGAAAAUGUUUAUUUUUAUCAUCUAGAAGGAUGUGUUCUACAUACUGUAUGUCCAGGAUAUACAAAGAAGGUGAAUGUAAAAUCAAAUGUAAACAUUUAGGGAACCAAAUCAUUUUUCAAAAGAUUGUAUCACAACUGUAAUGAAGAAGCUGUCUCUUAAACCACUACCUCCUGCAUGCCUGUAUUUCCUUCCUUUUAAAAAGAACAAGUGUGAAACAUAAUGAAACACAGACACCAGCCUUGUUCUGUAUGCUAUGCUGAAGACGGUUUGUUAAACAAAAAAAAAACUCACUCUACUGGAAAGCGGGAAGAUCCAUCAGCAAAGAAAUUAGUUUGAACUGCAAGUACAUUGUUCAAAAGAUGUUUUGUUAAUCUCCAAUUGUACUGUGAAUCAAAUUACAUGCUAUAAUUAAAUCUCUAUUUUUGUACUUGGUAAACAUUUUCACUUCUGCAUUUUGUAUUAAAAAAUGUGCAUAUACUGUACCACAUAUUCCACAUACUUGAGGAAAAAAACAUCCAGCAUUAGUAUUCUAGUUGAUGUAACAAUUAAUGUAUCACCUUUUGUUAGUAACGACGCAUAUCAAUGGUUUUAUUCUAAGAUACUUGUUAAAAUGUUAACCUGCCACUUCAAACUGACAUCUGAGCAUAUUUUCUUCAUGUUCUCCAUAAAUCACCUGUUUUCAGUAAAUAUUUCCUUCAUGUAUCUAGGCUCAUAAAAAGUCAGAAAUUAAAAAUAUACAAUAUAUCUUUAAGUAAUAAAUGUAAAAGAUGUGCCUUAUCUUUAAAUUAUCUAAAUUAAAAUGAUGUGAAACCUGUGUUCUUAUUUAGGAGACAAUAACCUCUACAGUGUAAGAAGCCAUCUAUUCCAUACUUUAUGUAUUUAUUUAUAUAUUUAUUUAUAUAGACAAUUUUAGCAUGUUAUUGUGUUUAAACA